AUGGUGAAGUAUGGGCAAUUCUGGGAGCUUAAAAACAGACAUGGACACCGUCUGUCUGUCUGCUCUGUGCUGCAGGGCCUCCUCAAGAAGCGCCUCUUGCCAGCUGAGCACUGCAUCACCAAGAUAAAGCGGAACUUCAGUAGCGGCACCAUCCCUGGCACCCCUGGGCCCAAUGGAGAGGAUGGGGUGGAGCAGACGGCUAUCAAGGUGUCCCUGAAGUGCCCCAUCACCUUCCGCAGGAUCCAGCUCCCAGCCCGUGGUCACGACUGUCGCCACAUACAGUGCUUUGACCUGGAGUCAUACUUGCAGCUCAACUGUGAGCGGGGGACCUGGAGGUGCCCUGUGUGCAAUAAGACGGCAUUGCUGGAGGGUCUGGAGGUGGACCAGUACAUGCUGGGUAUCCUGAUUUACAUUCAGAAUUCAGACUAUGAGGAGAUCACCAUCGACCCCACGUGCAGCUGGAAGCCAGUCCCUGUGAAGCCUGACCUGCACAUCAAGGAGGAGCCAGAUGGGCCAGUGCUGAAACGCUGCUGCACUGUGAGCCCCGCCCAUGUGCUCAUGCCCAGUGUGAUGGAGAUGAUCGCAGCUCUGGGCCCGGGCGCUGCCCCCUUUGCCCCUUUGCAGCCCCCUUCGGCCCCUGCCCCCAGCGACUACCCCAGCCAGGGUUCCAACUUCCUGGGGCCUGGAACCUUCCCAGAAUCCUUUCCAUCUGCUACACCCACCACCCCAAACCUUGCUGAAUUCACUCAGGGGCCACCUCCCAUGUCCUACCAAUCUGACAUUCCUGGCAGCCUCCUGACUGCAGACAAGUCUGCUCCUUGCCUCCCAGACCAGAUGGCACCAGCAGGCCACCUGGACCCAGACCAUAAUCCUGGACCACCAGGAUUGCACACCCCCAACCUCGGGCCCACCCCAGGCUCCCAACUACACCAUCCAAAUCCUCCCCCUCCAUCCCGACAGUCCCUGGGUCAACCAAAUACAGGGCCCAUCAGCGAACUGGCCUUCAAUCCUGCCAUGGGCAUGAUGGGACCUCCCAGCAUGACUGGGGCAGGGGAGGCCCCAGAACCAGCUCUGGAUCUGCUCCCAGAACUGACCAAUCCUGACGAACUGCUCUCCUACCUGGGUCCACCUGACCUCCCCACAAACAGCAGCGAUGACCUGCUCUCACUCUUUGAGAACUGAUCGUGUGUUAACCCCUGGCCUGGCAAGGCCACACUUACAGAUUCACCACAGCCUUCCCUUCUCACCCAACCCCGCAGGAUGCCUGGUGGUUCUCCCUGAAUCCCUCAUGCACACACCCUGAGCUGGGACCAGCCCCUGAUGAACUGGAAGCAGCCCUGUGCUCCAAGGGGCCCCAGGCCAGUGGUCCUCACACCCACCCUCUAUCAAGCUCACUGCUACAGAAUGGGUCUUGCGAGGUGCCCUGCAGGCCCCAUCAGCUGCGUGUGCACACAACCCUACACCCCAGACUCAUGGCCUUGCACUUGUCCUUCCGCCCUGCCUGCUCCCACCCGGCCUGCAUCUUGUCCAGCACUGACCCUCUGUUUCUGCUUCUCCUCAGAAGAGCUGGCUGGCAAGGCUGGCUCCAUACUCUUGGUCUGCAGCUCCAGUGGCUUGAGCCUGGCAGGCUCAGAACGAUACAGAGCACCAGCCUGUGGGGGCCUGGUGCUCUCACCCAGCUGAAUGUGGUCCGGGGGUUCCCCCCUCCACCCUGAGCUUCAGGCAGAGGCUGGGGUGGGGGCAAUAAAGCACAACAAUGUA
This is a messenger RNA of Myodes glareolus (Bank vole), 1761 nucleotides long. The record is from RefSeq and is a predicted model, not a curated record. NCBI's taxonomy places the organism in Eukaryota, Metazoa, Chordata, Mammalia, Rodentia, Cricetidae.